GCCCAAUCGGUGGCUCUUCACGGAGGAGAGGCUGAGGGACACGCCCUCCAAGAGGGACGACAUCGGACACCAGCAGGAGAUUCAUAUGCGACAGAAGGGAACCGCUUUCAUCAAAGAAAUGGCCGAAACGCUCAAACUAUUACCGAUUGUCUCAAACACUGGAAUCGUUUACUUUCAUCGCUUCUUCACAUUGCGUUCGUUCAAAGUGUUUGAUGUGAAUCAAAUCUCGAUAUGCAGUCUGUUUUUGGCCGCGAAGUUCGAGGAGCAGCCGAUCCGCAAAGAGGACCUGAUCCGGACGGCCCUCUUCUGUCGGCCGCCGCCCAACCCAUCGAAUCGGCCCAAAACAGAGCACUUGAAUCGUGAAUACCGUAAACAAUGCGAUCGAUUGAUAGCCAAUGAGAACGAAAUGUUGCUGACGUUCGGCUUCGAUCUGAUGGUCAUUCACUCGCAGUCUGUGAUCGUAAACGUAUCGAAAUCUGUGAUAAACGAAUCGGUGACGACUUGCGCCUAUAGGUUGGCCGGCGAUCUGCUCCGACUGACCACCAUUUGCCUUCAGUACAGCCACACAUUCAUCGCCUGUGUCUCGAUAUACAUGUCCAGUCAUUUCCUCAAAACACCGAUAACGACAAACGGUUCCCACAAUUGGUGUCAUUUAAUCGACUCAAACGUACGCUUAGAAGAGGUGCGAGAAGUGGCCGCGAAAUUCAAGCCAUGCGUUAAUGCACUGAAAUACACGAUCCAAUCGGUGACCGCCGCCGAGAAGAAGCGUAAGCGCGCCUACGAAGAGACCUACAGCCCGGAGAGCGCCUACUCAAGCGGUUCCAACACCUCUCCCGACGACUAUAGCAAUCCCACGACGACUGCGGCCACCGCUGCGACCACAACGACCAUCAAAGGUGUCUCAAUGGCGCCCAAAGUGGCCAACAGAGCGGUGGUCUCGUCGGCGGUGAGUGGAGGUCUGAAGUCGCGGCCAAAUCUAUGCGUUUCGAUAAAUACUGAUCGCAAGCGUAAA
This is a messenger RNA of Medioppia subpectinata, 1012 nucleotides long. The record is from the annotation of a GenBank genome assembly. Lineage: Eukaryota; Metazoa; Arthropoda; Arachnida; Sarcoptiformes; Oppiidae.